UUGGACCCCAAGUGACAUCAGCCCGUUCCAGCAAAGCAUGAAUGACUACAAGCCUCUUGGUGUUCAUCAGGGUGUUACCCGACGAUAAAAGGUCUUGGUGCUAGCCUUCCCCUUGGCCCGUCUCUCGGCCAGUAGAGGUCGAGGAGAUUCCACGCAUCCGUCAGGGAGGCAGGGAGGCGAUACAGCUGACUGGGUAGCGGGAAACUUCACGACUCGGAGACGUCUGUGUUGAGUCGCGGCAUUGCGACACUAACGUGGCUGAUAUCGUUCUUGGCCUAGCGAACGAUAAACCGACAGUACACAGCAGAUUAUUAAAUGGCCCGGAUCCCCAUGCUCGAAGCCAACUCUUUUUCGCCCGAGAAGCCUAAAGAAACCCAUGGGGAACUUGGCAUUCCCAUUCUACCCAUCCUAUCCCUGGAACCAUGGUCUUGGCCUCUCCCAUUUGCUGCUCGUGAUAUUUGAACUCUCCACCCCUUCGGAGGUGACAGCGAAAGCGGCCGCUCGACAGAGCGCCCACACUGAAAUACACUUCCACUUGCGUGCUUAUCCAGAAUCAAGCUUCCACUACUUGCUUACGAAAGGUCACACCUCCACCACCUCAGGACUUGAUGUUUUUUCUUACCGAUCUUCAAACAACAAGACCAUAAGGAGACACGGCCGCACACUCCGACUUACGACAUCACUUCAGGGGCGGGCGAGCACUAUCCGCCUCGACACAUUGCCGUACCGCAACCCGAUAUCCGAUUGGCGCUACCGCGGGUGGAAGGAAGACUAGCUGGUCAGACACGGGUCUCUGACACUGCUGCAUGUAAUCCUACAUAUGCAUAAAGUCAUUGGACUCGUUUUUGUCUGCUGCUUCUGGACACGCCCAGCACAGUUCCGCGCUGGCGGAUAAGGCACCAUUGGCCAGAUUGAAGGCAGAUUUCCUGAUCCACGAGGCCCGCCCUUCCGCGGUGUGUAGGUGUGCAGGUGUGUAGGUCACGGUGUGUGUUGUCAACGGGCUAUAAACGAUCUACCCGAAAAUUUCGACACUGGGCACUCGCCACGCCGGUCUGGAAGGACCGGCCCCACAACCACGCACAUACAUCUAUCCAUCUACCUGUCUACCUUACAUAUCUAGUUUGUCAUACACGGGCCCUCAAGCCCAUGGGCUCAACUGCACAUUCUUGUGACUCAAGUGUUGCUCACACACUUGCUUAUUUUAUUUCCCUCUACUCGAUUCCUAAUCCCUCAGCAAAGGAGGAGAGAGGAAGAAAGUAAUAUAUAAGAAGAGAAAACAAAAAUGUCGACAGUAGUGUCCCGCGUCCCGGUGGACGCCGGUGACGCCGAGAAGCACGGCACAACGGAGGAGCAGCACCAUGGCCACCACCAUCACCACCAGCUGUACCAGAAGCACGGGAAACUGGUGUCGAUGCUCAAGGUGGACGACGGCGAGGUCUACGAGAGCCACCCGGAGAAGCAUCCCCGGUGGUACCAGCGGAUCCUGGAGGUGGGCGUCGAGGAGAACGGCAUCAAGCCUGUCCCACUCGAGAAGCGGACGGACGGGCGCUUCUAUAACCUGUUCACUGUCAUGUUCACGGCGCUCAUGUGCCUGCUACCGCUGCCAACAGGCAUGCUAGCGACCAUCUCGUUCGGCAUGUCCCUCCGCGACGCGGCGCUGGUGAUCCUCUUCUUCUCGGUGAUAACCGUGAUCCCGCCGGCCUUCCUCGGGAUCGGCGGCACGCAGACGGGGCUGCGGCAGCAGGUGCAGGCGCGGUACUCGUUCGGCCUGUACCUGGCCACGGUGCCGCUGCUCCUCAACGCCGCGACCAUCAUCGGCUUCUCGCUGGUGGCGGCCAUCGUGGGCGGGCAGGCGCUGGCCGCCGUCAACCCGUCGGCCGUGAGCGACAACGUGGGCAUCGUGGUGGUCUGCCUCGUCAGCUUCGCCGCCUCGCUGAUGGGCUACCGCGCGCUGCACGUGUUCAACGCGUGGUCGUGGAUCCCCAACCUCGUCGCCAUCGUCAUCGCCGUCGGCUGCGGCGGGUCCAAGCUGCGCCUGCAGUCCGACGUGCCGCCCGCCACGGUGCAGCAGGUCCUGUCGUACGGCGGCCUCAUCGCGGGCUACUUCCUCACCUUUGGCGGCACCGUGUCCGACUACUCCAUCUACCACGACCCGCGCGCCGUGCGCAAGCCCGUCGUCUUCGCCAGCUACUACCUGGGCAUGUUCACGCCGUCGGUGCCGCUGCUGAUCCUGGGCGCCGCGAUAGGCGGCGCCACGCCCAACGUGCCCGAGUGGGCCGCGGCGUACGAGUCCCUCGGCAUCGGCGGCGUCGUGGCCGAGAUGCUGGCGCCGGCGGGCGGCUUCGGCAAGUUCGUGCUGGUCCUGCUGGCGCUGAGCGUCAUCGGCAACAUCGCCAUCUCCAUGUACUCGGUGGCGCUGUGCCUGCAGAUGAUCGUGCCCUUCUUCGCGCGCAUCCACCGCUUCCUGUUCAUCGUCGCCACCUUCGCCGUCAUGAUCCCCUGCUCCAUCGAGGCCGCCCGCGCCUGGGAGGAGUCCCUCGAGAACUUCCUCGCCCUCAUCGGGUACUGGGCCGGGUGCUUCGACGCCGUGCUCAUCAUGGAGCUCGUCGUCUUCCGGCGGAUGGACUACUCCUCGUACGACCACGCCAUCUGGAACGUCGGGAGGGAGCUGCCCACGGGGAUACCCGCGCUGCUGGCGAGCAUCAUCAGCUUCGGGCUGGUGGUCCCCGGGAUGGCCGAGGCGUGGUACACGGGGCCGAUUGCCGAGAAGACGGGGGACAUUGGGUUCGAGUCGGCGUUUGUGGUCACGGGGUUGUGUUAUUUCCCUCUUCGGUGGCUUGAGAUCAGGUGGAGGGGACGGCUGUGAUGGGAUGGGAUAGAUAUGCUGCAUGGAAAGGGAACAGCGCCCCGUUUCUGAGGCUCUGAACGACGUGACGACGAUAAUGACCGACCACAACAACAACACAAGUAUAGACAGCAUUGACGGCGGCGGCAUAGACUGCACCCCUCUCCCCUGGAAGAGGGUUAUAUAGACAUGCAGCCAUGACACGCGACAAUACCAUUUGAACUUUGUUUCUUUUCUUUCAUCUCAUGCGUCCAUCAAUCAAUCAUUCCGCUGUCCCAUCCAUCCACCCAUCCACCCAUCCACCCACACCGACGCUGGCUGUAGAGACAAAGACUACCGCAUGAUCCUCCCACAGAGCACCAUGUCGUCGCCCAUCUGGGUCCAGACGACGUCCGUCAGCCUCGGCCCGGGGACGCGGCGCAUGUGCGCGUCGACGGGCCUCUCGGGCGCGACGGUGACGGCGCCGGCGCCCAGCCACACGGGGGCCACCGUGACGAUGACCGAGUCCACCACGUCGAGCCCCUCGUUGGCGAGCAGCAGCAGGUCGUUGAUGACGGCGGCCCCGCCUUCCACCAUGACGCUGUUGAUGCCCUCCUCCCACAGCACGCCAAAGAUGUUGUCCCACGUCAUCACCGGCCUCGGGCCGGCAACGCCGCCGCCGCCGCCGCCGCCGCCGCCCACCCCCUCCCCUCGCGCCUGGUCCGC
Molecule: messenger RNA, 3550 nt
Organism: Diaporthe batatas
Lineage: Eukaryota; Fungi; Ascomycota; Sordariomycetes; Diaporthales; Diaporthaceae
Exons: 2
Coding region: 1283-2866 (527 amino acids)
Biological process (GO): transmembrane transport
Cellular component (GO): plasma membrane
Molecular function (GO): transmembrane transporter activity
Source: RefSeq, a predicted model, not a curated record